AUGGCUCCUCGAGCGGGUCGGCGUUCGAGAACGCUCGAAUCCGACGAGGAAGACUCAAGACCGAAUACACCUUCCUCAACCGCGCCUAAUGAUAGCAAAAGACAACGGAGGUUCGAGACACUAAGCAGGAGCAGCGAUGACGAUGACGACGCUUCGCCCAGUAGGACGUCUAUACCGGCUACUCAACCUGUAUCGACGAUGCUUCAGACGCAAGCAAACAAUACCCGGGUGAAUGGCAUCACGGCUUCCUCGGGCGGUCAUCAGCCUGGCGCCAUAGUCCGUGUGAAGUUGAUAAACUUUGUCACCUACGCAUCUGCAGAGUUCUUUCCUGGUCCUAACUUGAACAUGGUUAUUGGUCCAAACGGGACAGGAAAGAGUACGUUGGUUUGUGCCAUAUGCCUUGGGCUUGGAUGGCCACCAUCGUAUCUUGGGCGUGCAAAAGAUGCAGUUGAAUUCAUCAAACAUGGCUGCCGAGAAGCGACCAUUGAAAUCGAACUCCAGCGAUCCGCCUCUACACGGAAAAACCCAGUCAUAAUGAGAGUGAUCAAAAGAGAAGGGAGCAAAUCUGUGUAUACUCUCAACGGAGGUCCUGCCACUGGAAAAGCAGUCCAAGCACUUGCGAACUCCUUCAACAUUCAGAUCGACAAUUUAUGCCAAUUCCUUCCGCAGGACAAAGUCGUGGAAUUCGCACAGAUGAGCCCAAUCGAACUCCUCGUGAGCACUCAACGAGCUGUUGCGGGCGCCGACAUGGCCAGAAUGCACGAAGACCUUAAGAAACUGCGCAGUGCUCAGAGUGAGGCACUCAACAUGAACAAAGCUGAGCAGGAACGGCUCGCCAACCUAGAAAACCGACAAGAAAUGCAGCGCACAGAAGUGGAGAGGAUGCGAGAGCGAGCACUCGUCCAGAGAAGACUUGACUGGUUGCAGAACUGUCGACCACUUGCUGCAUAUACCGAAAGCAGGGCAAAGUGGCAGGAUUCGAAAGAACAGAGCAAAGUCUUGACACAAGAGCUGAAGAGGCUCAGGAAUCUUUCGGCUCCAAUCAUGGCGGAAUUCAAUGCCAAGGAGACAUAUGAAGCGGAGGUGCGUGCAUUCAGAGAUAAAUGCAAGAAAACCUUCGAAUUGGCCGAGCGCAGAUGCGCCCCAGCAGCAAAGCAAAUCGAGGAUGCCCAGGAGGCGUGCAAGGUGGGUCAAAACAAUAUUGAGGCGGAAAAGAGCAGUAACAGCAAGAAUCCGGGAGAGAUGAAACGUUUCGAGGCCAAGGUAGCAGCACUCGAACGCCAAAAAGAGCAACGGCCUGAGGAGCCCGAUAAUCGGGGCAUGUCCGAUGCGAUAAUGACCUUGAAAAAUCAGGAGAGGGCUCUUGUAGAAGAGAAGAGUGGAUUGGACACUCGCAAAAAGGCGCUGGGGGCGCAGGGGAAGCAGAGAAACGAAAGAAUUAAAGAGUGUGAGGCUGAGCUCACGGCGAUGGAGACCGAAGCCGGCAAGCAAGAAACCAAGCUGGAGAAGAUCUCCCGUGAUACAUUCAGAGCAUGGGAAUGGAUAAAGGCAAAUCGCGAGGAGUUCAGUCAGCAUGUCUACGGACCACCAAUUGUUGAAUGCUCACUCAAGACUCCGGCAAUGGCCGAUGUCAUUGAGACGCUACUCCAAGAGAGUGACUUCAAAGUCAUUACGGCUCAAAACCGAGAAGAUUUUGCCAAAUUGCAGCAGAAGCUGACCAAAGAGCAAGGACUUCACGACAUAAGUAUCCGAAUGUGCUCCGCUGAGAACCUGGACCAAUUCAGGCCUCCUAUAUCAGCGGAAGCAAUGCAGAGGCUAGGCUUGCACAGUUGGGCUCUUGACCAUUUGGAAGGUCCUGCGACAGUCCUAGCCACUCUUUGCAACGAGAGAAGUCUGCACCGCUGUGGAAUCAGUCCGAGAGAGCUCAGCCAGCAGCAACAUGACGAAAUCGCCAAAUCAGCGGUCAGCAGCUAUGCCGGCGGAAGGAAAAUCUAUCAAUUCACGAGACGAGCCGAGUACGGCUCAGCUGGAGUAUCUGCCCGUGCCAGAGAAGCACGUCCCGCCAGUAGAUGGACAGAUCAGCCAGUGGAUAUGGGUAGGAAGACAGCACUAGAACGCGAGAUCAGUGAACUGAAGGGAGAAACCAAAAUGAUCCACACAGAGUUUGAGAAUUUGAAGAACGAAAUACGCAAGAUUGAAGCCAGAAUUCUGCAGUCAACAGACGAGCAAUCGCGGAAACGUGAAGAAAGAGACAGCAGGCAGGCAGCGUGGAUGGCCUGGAAAUCUCUCGAUGCGAAAAUCGAGCAGCAGCAAGAGAAUAUCGCCAAGCUCCAGCAGAAGAUGGAAGGACACAGAGGUCGACUUGAGGAAUUGAAUACUGAGAUGGCCAAGGCACUGACAGACAAGACUGAAGCAGUCGUCGCGUUCGCAUCUAUUGUCAAAGAGGUCAAGGUCAAGUUGACCGCUCUUCUUGAAGCUGAGGUUAUGCAUGUCGAAGCCUCGUCGGACCUGGCCGUAUUGACGGCUCAAAAUCAGCACAUUGUGCAGAAUAUCCAACAGAAAGCAAAGGAGGUGGAUGAGGUGGACCAGAUCGUUGCAACCGAAAAGAAACGAGCGACAGGGUUAAAGGAGACUUGCAGAAAGAUUCAGGCCGAAGCUGAGAGACUCAAAGAGGAAGAAAAUGAAGUUGGUCUCGCAGAGAUCUUCGAGAAAAUCGUCCAAGACCUCAACAGCGUUGAAAAGCUCGAGGGCGAGAUCGAUGCAGAAAAGGCCAAGCUUGAAUUGACCGAGGGUGGCAGUGCCGGCAUCAUCAAAGAAUACGAGGAUCGUGCCAAAGUCAUUCAGAAGCUGCGAGCUAAGCUGCAAGAAGAUGCACAAAAGCAAGACGAUUUCAAACACAGCAUCCGGGAGAUACGGAGCAAGUGGGAACCUCGACUCCAAGAAUACAUUUCCCGGAUCAACGACGCUUUCUCCGACUCGUUCGCACGUAUCGGAUGUGCUGGUCAGGUGGCUGUUUACAAGGCGCCAUCUGAGAAUUCUGCAGACUGCACAGAAGAAACCGGUGGGGUGGACAAUGGACUCGACUUUGCCAAUUGGGCAAUCCACAUCAGCGUCAAAUUCCGCGAAACAGAGCCUCUCAGUCUGCUCGAUAGCCAUCGCCAAUCAGGUGGUGAAAGAGCAGUCAGCACGAUUUUCUAUCUCAUGGCUUUGCAGAGUCUAAGUCGAGCGCCUUUCCGUGUGGUGGACGAGAUCAAUCAGGGUAUGGAUCCACGAAACGAACGUAUGGUCCAUGGACGAAUGGUUGAUAUCGCGGCGGAUGAUGGUGGAAGUCAGUAUUUCCUCAUCACGCCCAAGCUGCUGAGCGGAUUGAAGUAUAGACGGGGUAUGACGGUGCUGUGUAUUGUCAGUGGUGAGAACAUGCCGGCCGCGAGAGAACUAGACGAAGAGGGUCGGUGGGUUGAUGGGCGCAAGGUUGACUUCAGGGCGUUUGUGCGACUGGCGAAAGAUCUGGGCUAUGCACAGGGUAAUGGUGAUAGAAGAGUCGACUCGGGCGUUGGGAUGAGAGGGCUCGGCGGUGCAAGUCAAGUUACUGCGGUCGGGGCAUGA
This is a messenger RNA of Exophiala viscosa, 3606 nucleotides long. Its product is annotated as myosin ATPase. The record is from RefSeq and is a predicted model, not a curated record. Lineage: Eukaryota; Fungi; Ascomycota; Eurotiomycetes; Chaetothyriales; Herpotrichiellaceae. Bases 1 to 3606 code for a protein of 1201 amino acids. Gene Ontology annotation, molecular function: ATP binding; ATP hydrolysis activity; single-stranded DNA binding. The transcript has 2 exons. Gene Ontology annotation, biological process: double-strand break repair via homologous recombination. Gene Ontology annotation, cellular component: nucleus; Smc5-Smc6 complex.